UCCAGGUUGAAUUGACCAAAGCAAUGGUUAUGGAGAAGCCUAGUCCCCUGCUGGUCGGGCGGGAAUUUGUGAGACAGUAUUACACACUGCUGAACCAGGCCCCAGACAUGCUACACAGAUUUUAUGGAAAGAACUCUUCUUAUGUCCAUGGGGGGUUGGAUUCAAAUGGAAAGCCAGCAGAUGCGGUCUAUGGACAGAAAGAAAUCCAUAGGAAAGUGAUGUCACAAAAUUUCACCAAUUGCCACACUAAGAUCCGUCAUGUCGAUGCUCAUGCCACCCUGAAUGAUGGUGUUGUGGUCCAGGUGAUGGGCUUGCUCUCUAAUAACAACCAGGCUUUGAGGAGAUUCAUGCAGACCUUUGUCCUUGCUCCUGAGGGCUCUGUUGCAAAUAAGUUCUAUGUUCAUAAUGAUAUCUUCAGAUACCAAGAUGAGGUCUUUGGUGGCUUUGUCACUGAGCCUCAGGAAGAAUCUGAAGAAGAAGUAGAGGAACCUGAAGAAAGACAGCAGACACCUGAGGUGGUACCUGAUGAUUCUGGAACUUUCUAUGAUCAGACUGUCAGCAAUGACUUAGAAGAACAUUUAGAAGAACCUGUUGCUGAACCAGAGCCUGAUCCUGAACCAGAGCCAGAGCAAGAACCUGUGUCUGAAGUCCAAGAGGAAAAGUCUGAGCCAGUAUUGGAAGAAACUGCUCCUGAGGAUGCUCAGAAGAGUUCUUCUCCAGCGCCUGCAGACAUAGCCCAGACAGUGCAGGAGGACUUGAGAACCUUUUCUUGGGCAUCUGUGACCAGUAAGAACCUUCCACCCAGUGGAGCUGUUCCAGUUACUGGGAUACCACCUCAUGUUGUUAAAGUACCAGCUUCACAGCCUCGUCCGGAGUCUAAGCCUGAAUCUCAGAUUCCACCGCAGAGGCCUCAGAGGGAUCAAAGGGUGCGAGAACAGCGAAUAAAUGUUCCUCCCCAGAGGGGACCUAGACCAGUCCGUGAGGCUGGUGAGCAAGGUGAUGUUGAACCCCGAAGAAUCGUGAGACACCCUGACAGUCACCAACUCUUUAUUGGCAACCUGCCUCAUGAGGUGGACAAAUCAGAGCUUAAAGAUUUUUUUCAAAAUUAUGGGAAUGUGGUGGAGCUGCGUAUUAACAGCGGUGGGAAAUUACCCAAUUUUGGGUUCGUUGUGUUUGAUGAUUCUGAGCCUGUUCAGAAGGUGCUUAGCAACAGGCCCAUCAUGUUCAGAGGUGAGGUCCGUCUGAAUGUGGAAGAAAAGAAGACUCGAGCUGCCCGGGAAGGGGACCGCCGAGAUAACCGCCUUCGGGGACCUGGAGGCCCUCGAGGUGGGCUGGGUGGUGGGAUGAGAGGCCCACCCCGUGGAGGCAUGGUGCAGAAACCAGGAUUUGGAGUGGGAAGGGGCAUUGCUCCAAGGCAGUGAAUUGCUCUUCACCGAUCUUCAGGCAGCAGUACAAACCCUAGCUCCCACAGAAUGGUGAAUUUCUGCAGCCAACCUUUGGUAUCUCAGAAUCUGAUCCUAGUCUAUGAUAAACUGCUUAAGUUUGUACAAUUCUACUUUUUGUGUUACUGGUGUGUGCUCCUUCCCCUCUCACCCCCACCCCCCCACCUUUUAGUCCUUCACUUCCAGUUUUGUGGAAUGAUAUUUUAGGAAAAAUGGAUUUUUAAAGAAGAAAAAAAAAAGACUGCAUUUCUUUGCUUUAUUUGCAUAUAUAGACUGGAUUUUUUUUUUUAACAGUUUCCCCAAAGGAAUGUGUCUUGCUUAUUACUGACAUUUGGUAUGUUUCAUUCAUUGGAAUAUUUCUUACUUAUUUUCUACAUGUUUCAAAAGCCUGUGAGAAUUACAGGAUUUGAUAAACAUUUUGAAGGCAGGAAGAACCCAAAUUGUCUCUUUGAGAGUCAUGACUACCUUCUGGUGUGGAAAAAUUUUUAGAUUCUCUCUGGUAUGGUUAAAAACUGAAUAAAAGAUGUUAGU
This is a messenger RNA of Kogia breviceps (pygmy sperm whale), 1973 nucleotides long. It is a transcript of the gene G3BP1, whose product is annotated as G3BP stress granule assembly factor 1. The record is from RefSeq and is a predicted model, not a curated record. Lineage: Eukaryota; Metazoa; Chordata; Mammalia; Artiodactyla; Physeteridae. Gene Ontology annotation, cellular component: ribonucleoprotein complex; cytosol. Gene Ontology annotation, molecular function: mRNA binding.